CACCGGAAGUAUCGUGUGUUUCGGUUUUGUACAUGGAUCUAUUGUUUGUGGGACUCAUACGAAGUGUUGCCGCAUCAAAUUAGGCUUCAAAGGAAACAUAACCAACAUGCCAUCCAAAAGUAAAGACGAGCCACAGUCCAAGAGGCUGUUUGUGAGCGAAGAGGGGGAGCCGUUGAACUUCUAUCUCAGACCAGGCCCCAUGAAACGAGAGCUGGUGCCGCUAAUCAGAGCUGGAGGAGGUCUGAUGUGUAAUUUCCUCAAAAAAGGCACCAUCCUGCUCAAAGACCCAGAGGAGAGGGCAUCUCUUCCAAAAAGUACUGCUCACUUGUAUGUGUCAACGAGGUACAUUCAGGACUGUAUUGAGAAGAAUGAAAGGCUGAAUAUAGAAGAGUACAGACUGAUUCCAGAAUCUCCAAAUUUGGCAAAAAAAAAAUCAAAGAGCAAAGUCGACUCUCCCGCCCUUUUAACAGGAAGAUCUGCCUACACCACUGAGGAAGACAAUGCUAUUCUGAGUUAUGUGAGCAAACACAAGAAUGAGAUUGGGGGUAACCGGCUGUGGCAGGAGAUGGCCAAACAACAAGUGACCAGCCACAGCUGGCAAUCCAUGAAAUAUCACUACAGAGUACAGCUGGUGCACAAGCUGUCAGCAUGCAAGCAGGCAGACACGGAAAAUGAAAACAAAACAACAGAUACAGAUCAAACAGAAACUGACAGUAAAAGUACAUCUCCUCAAAAUAUCCCAGUUGAGGCAGAGGAUCCCGAGAACAUUUCAGCAGAGAUGGACCUGACACAGAUUUCCGCUGACUCCCGUGAGGAACAGGCAGAUGUAGAACCAGCCAAAUGCCAUAACAGUGAUUCCAUGGAGACUUCUAAAUCUGAAAUCGAUGAGACGCCAGAACAACAGCAAACUAACAGCUCUGCUACUGAAAAAGAUGGACCAACAGAAACUACUGCAAAAACUGUCCGAAACUCAAAUGACAAAUCAUCACCCAAAUCAAUUAACCGUCCAGUAACAAGACGGCAACUUGAAUUAGAAAAUAUCCCAUAUGUGAAAAAACUCAGGUCAGGAGCAUUCCCUGGUAGCCUAGUCAUAUUGCCACAACAUUCAGACAGAUCCAAACCAGUUUCCAGCACCAAAAGAAUUCAAACAGAAGCUCAAUCACCACCAAAAAAGGUCAGGAGGAAAACUGAGUCCAAUGUAGCAGAGCAAAUUCAAGAGGAACGUGAAAGUGGUCCAUCUGAAACGACACAAAUAGAUGAAGGAAAUAGUCUUGUACCUCAACCUCAAUCUACAGAGAAGAAAGCAGAGAAGAGGAAACUUGGCAUUCUUGAGAUGGCUACUAAAGAAUUUGAAGAGAAUAGUGAGUCUGACUCUGAUCUUCAGUGUGAAACGCCAGGACCAAGCACUUCCAUAGAGGCAGUUAAAGGUUCUUCAAACUCUGUGGAUCCAUCUCCUUCAAAUUCAGAAAAUCAAGAAAAAGAUCCAGCCACCACACAAGCUGAACAAAAUCCUCAACCCACCACCACAGAUACUGCUACGACUACUGCCCCUGCUACUGCCCACAAUGAUGCCAGCGCCUCUGAUCCUGCCAUAUCAGAGGUAACCACAAGGGGCAAUCCUCCAACUGAGCAGAUGUCAUCAAAGGCCCACCUGUUUAUAUUUGAAAGUGAAUCACAGGAGCUGGAGGAGGACUCAGAGGUGACCACAAGAGACAAUCCUCCAACUGAGCAGGUGUCAUCAAAGGCCCACCUGUUUAUAUUUGAAAGCGAAUCGCAGGAGCCGGAGGACGUCUCCCAGUCUCUUGUUGGUUCCAGUUCAUCCGCUGCCAUCCCAACGAAUGAACCUACAAACUCCCCAUCACUGACUCAGGAGCAGCUGGAAGAAGACGUCCAGCUGCUCAGAGAGUUCAUGAAACACACCAAUCAGAACUUAAUCAACGUGACCAAAGCCCUUCUGCAGGCCAGUGGAGACCUGUUUUUGGCCUAUGAGAUCCUCCAGAAACCCUCGUCAUUCUCUGGACCGAUCUGGACUCGGACUGAUGAUCAACGUUUGUGUUCCACAGACCAAGAAGUACGACAGGAUCUGCUGACCAAGUAUGGUGAAGAGGCCUUGGCCAAAAGACUCCAGUUUCUAGAGAUUGAGGGAUGAAGAGUUGGGUGUAUGAUUUUUAUGUUGUAAAGUAAGACAAGGCCAGGGUUUACCAUUGACUACAUUAAGACUGUACAACAACUAUACCGCUUUGUUGAAAUCGAGGUCUGCACAAUUUUUGAAAAAAAAAAAAAAAAAUCGAACUGUUAAAGUAUUUUAGUACGAUAAAAGUAGGAUUCCUCUCAAAGUGCUCAUUGUAAAUAAGUCCUGGAGCAAUAACAUUUGAGAGAAGAUAUGAAAUAUGAACUGAUGAACUAAUACAUUUCGUACCAAAAAAGACCUUAUCCUUUGCAGAGAAUGUUGUUCAAGCAAUAGUAAUAGUAAUGUUUGUAAUGAUAAUUGUACCAACUCAAAUUGUGAUUUCUGGUUCUAGCUCUAGAAAGCUCUUGAGUUCAGUAUUGUGCUCACCACAAUUGGUACAAAAAACAAAAUGCCUGUUAAAGAUAAAUAUUUUAGCUGUAGUAACAUUUUUUCUUUUACUAUUCUUAAAUUGUAUGUGUUGUAUCAGCGAAAGAAUAUUGUUUUUAAAAGUAUACUUAUAAUAAAUACGCUUUUACUACUG
Periophthalmus magnuspinnatus is the source of this 2711-nucleotide messenger RNA. It is a transcript of the gene terf2ip, whose product is annotated as telomeric repeat binding factor 2, interacting protein. Gene Ontology annotation, molecular function: telomeric repeat DNA binding. The record is from RefSeq and is a predicted model, not a curated record. Gene Ontology annotation, biological process: regulation of DNA-templated transcription; telomere maintenance via telomere lengthening. Lineage: Eukaryota; Metazoa; Chordata; Actinopteri; Gobiiformes; Gobiidae. The transcript is spliced from 9 exons. Gene Ontology annotation, cellular component: shelterin complex. The coding region runs from base 107 to 2149 and encodes 680 amino acids.